AUGAGAAAAUACAACAUUGGAGAACCCGAGAGCUCAGCCAGCCCAGAAAGCCAAGGUGACAGCGAAUACAGCCCUCUCGAAGACCAGGACUGCGAGGCCAAGUGUGCCAUCGAGCAUGACAUUCCGCCUGGGGACUUUGAGUAUCAGCAUCAAGUACCUUUGGGUAUUCAGGCUGCAGAGGUUCUGCUCGCCGUUUGCGACACCGAGGGCGCGUGGACCGAGUACUACAAAGCAGGUACAGGUGCGAAUGGACGACUAGACCUGACAGCUCUUGCUCGGUCUGCUGAGACAGAGGAACAGCGCAAAGCUACCUUGCGCCUGUUGGAGGAACACAUCCCCCCUUCCUGGAGCGGAAAAGAUUUAGCACAGCACCGCCUUUUGCAUGCUCUUGUUGGCGACCCCAUGAAGGACAAAGUGGGAAACAUGACACAGCCUGCCGCCAACUUUAUUUCGAGCAUCACGGCGGCUGUCGACAACUUCUUGUCCCCAGUCGGAGGGUCGGUCAACUUGAUCCCCUACAUUCUCCUCGACAACUUCAUCGUGACGCAUCGGGAAAUCCUCACAGAGGUAGACAGGUUGCGGCUGGGAUCAGUUAUCAAUAAUGUUGACUCCCAGGUCUUGAAUGGCGGCAUCGACAACCAGGUGCAGGCUGGCAGCUUUUCCAACCAAGCCCCUUCGUCACCGACCAUGCAUGUUAUUCGGCAAUGCCUCGCAUGGUGCCACACAAAGCUUUACGGCAUAUCUAGCAACACUAUCAACGUAGCGCUGCUUACUCUUAAAAUCCAACCUGACCAACAUCAAGAGGCAUGGAAGAGCCUCUUCGAGCUAUACGGCACGCUAUGGGGCACACUAAGAGAGCAGUGCACGAUCGAAGGCGACUGGCCGGAGUGGGCGAGCCUGUCCAUCGAGGUCAUGCAUCUGUCUCAUGCAGAGGUUUUGGCGAGUGUCUGUUGGCUUUUGGUCUAUCCCAAAGACUUUGAUGACCCCGAUUUCUCUGUUCCCAGCGAAGAUGAGGGCGGCCUAUUCAUGAGAUCCAGACUGACGUCUCAUGCGGCUCUCCAUCAUGCAGACAACGUCUUGUGGAUGGGUUUCCGUAAUGCGCUCGUGCGGUUCAACAGACCUACCGUCGCGGAUACUGAAGAGAACAAGGCAUUCAAAGACGCUGCCAUGGACUCGUUGAGGGCUUUCGUCAAGGCCACACUCACACUCAAUGGACCGGAUAGGGGCGAUGAACUGGGUGAGAACGAUGACCCUAGCGCUACACUGAUGCCAAGCCUGCCCUUGGGCGGAGAGCUGAUGAUGGUGCAGAACGACAGCUGGUCCUCCGCCCUUUCUGUUGAUACCUCCACGGGGGGGUUCAUCCCAGCUUCGUCCUUUGCUGUUUCGCCUCAGAUGGCUGCGUAG
This is a messenger RNA of Colletotrichum chrysophilum, 1404 nucleotides long. RefSeq lists its product as uncharacterized. The record is from RefSeq and is a predicted model, not a curated record. The transcript has a single exon. Bases 1 to 1404 code for a protein of 467 amino acids. NCBI's taxonomy places the organism in Eukaryota, Fungi, Ascomycota, Sordariomycetes, Glomerellales, Glomerellaceae.